This is a messenger RNA of Rattus rattus (black rat), 11682 nucleotides long. It is a transcript of the gene Rbm33, whose product is annotated as RNA binding motif protein 33. The coding region runs from base 2404 to 6114 and encodes 1236 amino acids. The transcript is spliced from 19 exons. The record is from RefSeq and is a predicted model, not a curated record. Gene Ontology annotation, molecular function: RNA binding. Lineage: Eukaryota; Metazoa; Chordata; Mammalia; Rodentia; Muridae.
AAUAGCUUCCCUUUUCUCUCUCUUCUCCUAAGAGCUGGGCAUAGCCUAUUCUGUCAAAUCUUUCACUCGUUCAUCACUUUGUCUGCCACAGAAUUAGACAUGCCUUUCAAACAUUGGUGCUUCUACAAACUAACUUUACUUUUUUUGUUUGGGAUUAAAAGCAUAUAUUAAGGACUUGUUUUCCAGUAUAGGGAUUAAAGAUGUGUGCUAAGGCUGAUAUACAACACAACUAGAAGCAUGUUUUUUUUCAGUUAGUAACAAUCUUGGGGUUCACAGUGUGAUCAAAUAUCCUGUAACUGUAUCCUGAUUCAACACAUUCUGACUCCUGAGGGAGGAGGCCUUACUAAAGAAAUCAUUGGUUUCUAUUUAUCUGUUUCCUACCUUAGUGCCUCCCUCUCCAUCUAGUAACACUCUUGUUUUCUCUUGAACAAUUACUUUAAUCUGUAAAACUUUAAGACCUCUGAGGACAAGCAUGUCUGCCUGCAAUGCCAUGCACCCCGAGUUCCUGACCUUGUACACGUGUUCAGCAAAUAUUUGAUAAAUCAGUUAGAGAUUGAAAUAUUUCCUUUAAAAGAAAACAGGGCCUUUUGUCCAUUAGAUCUGUAAUGUUUGCUAAAGAACCAACAAAGCCAUUACACUAGAAAUAUUUACAUUCUAGGUAAUACCUUCUUUAUAUCUGUAGAUUGCUUACUUGACACCUCAGUUUAGCAUAUUACCUGGCACAGUGACUUUCAGAGUUUUACAGUUAGAUCUCACACUGACAUUGUGAUUUAGCACUACACAAAUUUCAUGGUUAGUUCUAUUGUGUACUGUGCCAAACUGUGAUUUCUGUUACAUUACAUUAAAAGACUGCUAUGUUCCUGGCAUGGGUUUAUAAUCUCAGCACUUGGAAAAUUGAGGUGGAAGGGUUGUGAGUUUGAAGCCACCUGUGCUGCAUAGUGAGAGUCUGUCUUUACUCCUUUCCCCAACAAAACCUGGUUAUUGCCUAAUCUAACUUCAUUGUUAAACUAAAUCCGCUAAAUGUCCCAGAAUUGAUAGUUUAAAAUUAUCUCAGUAUUGUAAGGGACUGAUGUUUGGAGGCGGGGUUGGUAGUGGUGGUAGAAGUGGUAUUUUCAGUGUCUAGAAUAUAACCAGAAUGAACGGAAUCUCUGGGUGGCCAAAAUAGAUAAUCACAGAGGCACAGUUAUGUCGAUGUGAGACUCAAGGGCUUAUAGGAAUGAAGCAUGCCCAUGACUUUACAUAGUAGCUGUUACCAAGUAAGGGUGGGAGAAGCAUUGGGUCAUAUUGCACCUGUAACACUGGACAUAGAGAUUAGCAUAAAUGCAAAAGUAGGUCUUUAAGGACACAUUGUAGAGCAAACAAUAAAUUUCAAGGUCUAGUGCUUAGCUUUGCAGUAUAAAAUGAAAAGUUAGAAUAUAAAUUUUGGCAAAAACCCUCCAAGCUGAUUUGUAUGUUAAGACCUAACAGUUCAUAAAGCAGCUCAUGAACUGGGCUAAAAUGAGUGCCUUGUCUCACAAUUUAAUAGUAAUCUUGGACCUUAAAUACACUGAUUUUUAUAGGUGAGGCAAAUGUACUUGUAAAAUUUUGUUUCUUGGGUCUAUAGUAAAAAGAAUGACCCACUGUCAACAUUUACCAACAUUUUGAUGUUGUUUAACUCAUGAAUUAGGUUUUUGGUUUUUGAGGAUGUGUUUUGUCAGUUUAAUGUUACCUCAGUGGCCAGACAGGUUCAGUUCUACUGUGUCUAGCAAGUUAAAAUGAAUUUUACAGUGAUUAUAAGGUGUGUUUGUGACACCCUGCACACCUAUUAUAUAUGUGUUAAUAUGAGUGUGUGUAGGUGUGUGUCAGUGAGUGUGAAGGACAGUAGUCCAUGCAUGUAUCACUCCUCACCAGGAUUUCACUGAGCGUGAAAUUCAUCCAUUUGAUUGAGUGAGGCUGUCUGACCAGUAAGCCAGAGAGGGAUUCCCUGACUCUUCCCCUGUCCUCCUUUUAGCAUAGGGGGAAUGGAUUCAAAACUUCUGGUCCAGUUUUUUAUGUGGGUACUGGGGAUCUGGACAAGGUCUUUAUGCUUGUGUGGCAGACACUUCAUCAACUGAGACAUCUUCCUAGUCCUUGAGUGUAGUUUUUCAGAUAGGGAAAGAUCUGAAAAACCACCUUGGAAGAUAACCCUGUGCAUGUUUGUACACACAGAGAACAGUGUACUUUAAUAGUGUGAAUAGAAUGUGUAUCGCACUGGGUUUGCUCGUUCACCUGAGAACCUUUCUUUUCUGUGAAGGUUAGAGAUGUAUCCACUUACCAUUGGUAUUUCUUGAGCAUCUUCAUUUAUUUUUCUUUUUUCACUGUAGGGUGCCUGUGCGAAUGUCUGAAGAUGGAUACCUUUAAGAUUGGGCUCACUGAGGCAUAUGUAUGGAAAGUUUGGGUAGCUACUUUCUAGUUAUCCUCAACACUCAGUACCAUUUUGUCAUUCCAUCAGUCAAAUAUUCCCUUUCUCUUUUAAAUGAUGACUUUGACCAGUUUGACAAGCCUGGUGCAGAACGGUCCUGGAGAAGAAGAGCUGCUGACGAGGACUGGGACAGUGAACUUGAAGAUGACUUGCUUGGAGAAGAUUUACUGUCUGGCAAAAAGAAUCAGUCGGAUUUGUCAGAUGAAGAGCUGAAUGAUGAUCUUUUACAGAGUGAUAAUGAAGAUGAAGAAAAUUUCAGUUCGCAGGGUGUCACCAUCAGUCUGAAUACCACCUCUGGCAUAGUUACAUCAUUUGAGCUGUCUGACAACACCAAUGACCAAUCCGGAGAACAGGAAUCUGAGUAUGAACAAGGAGAUGAUGAGCUAGCCUACCACAAACCUGAGGAACAAGAACUGUAUACUCAAGAGUACCCAGAGGAAGGACAGUAUGAAGGCCAUGACACAGAGCUGACAGAAGACCAAAUAGAAUAUGGGGAUGAGCCGGAGGAGGAGCAGCUGUACAGUGAUGAAGUGCUGGACAUUGAAAUCAAUGAACCUUUAGAUGAGUUUACAGAUGAAGAAUACUUGCAGGCUUAUGGUGGGCAACAAGGGCUGCAAGUGCGGGAAGACUGUGAGGCUGAAGAUGACUUAGAUGAGAUUACUGAUUCCCAGGUUGCUUCUGAGACCCACGAGGGAGGAAUGGAAACCCUGGAACUCCAGAAAGACAUCAAAGAAGAAUCAGAUGAAGAAGAUGAUGAUGAUGAAGAAUCUGGACGAUUACGUUUUAAAACUGAAAGGAAAGAAGGAACAAUUAUUAGGCUUUCAGAUGUAACUAGAGAGAGAAGGAACAUUCCAGAAACUUUGGAGCUUUCUGCAGAAGCCAAAGCCGCAUUGCUUGAAUUUGAAGAAAGAGAGCGACAGCAUAAGCAGGGACGCUAUGGUUCCCGGCGGGGAGGAAGGCGAGGAGGCUCUCUGAUGUGCCGAGGAAUGGGAGACCAGAGACGAGACAACAGUGAGAGGGGAAGGAUGAAGGAGCACAGGCCUGCCCUGCUUCCUACACAGCCUCCUGUUGUGGCUCACUCUCCAAGAUUAAUCCCUCCUCCACAGCCGCAGCCUCCUCCACCACCGCCACCACCUCAGCAGCAGCCAAUCAGAAGUCUGUUCCAGCAACAGCAGCUGCAGCCUCUACUCCCCUUACAGCACCCGCAUCACCCCUCCCCACCUCAGGGAGUGCACAUGCCCCCCCAGAUUGAGACUCCAAGGAUGAUGCUGACCCCUCCCCCAGUGACUCCUCAGCAGCCCAAGAACAUCCACAUCAACCCACACUUCAAGGGGACAGUGGUAACCCCUGUUCAAGUGCCCUUGCUGCCAGUUCCAAGCCAGCCGAGGCCUGCGGUGGGACCCCAAAGAUUUCCAGGCCCUCCAGAAUUUCCACAGCACACACCUGGACCUGUUCCCAACAGUUUUAACCAGCCACCUCGACUUCCUCUCCAGGACCAGUGGAGAGCCCCACCCCCACCUCAGGAACGGGACCCUUUCUUCUUAGGAGUUUCAGGUGAACCAAGGUUCCCCAGUCAUCUUUUUUUGGAACAGCGAAGUCCUCCUCCACCACCGCCUCCUCCCACGCUCCUGAACAGCAGCCAUCCUGUCCCCACUCAGAGUCCCUUACCGUUCACUCAGCCUGGACCAGCAUUUAAUCAGCAAGGACAGCAGCCAGUGUUCCCUCGAGAGAGGCCUGUAAGACCAGCCCUGCAGCCCCCAGGCCCAGUGGGGAUCCUGCACUUUAACCAGCCAGGGUCAGCAACUGCCAGGCCUUUCAUUCCUCCUAGACAGCCGUUUCUACCCAGCCCGGGACAGCCAUUCCUGCCUACACAUGCACAGCCUAACCUUCAGGGACCCUUGCAUCCUCCGUUGCCACCACCUCAUCAACCACAGCCCCAGCCUCAGCAGCCCCAGCAGCAGCCCCAGCAUCACCAGCAUCAGCCACCCCUUCAACCUCCCCUUCAGCCUCCACACCAGCCUCCCCCACAGCAUCAGCCUCCCCCUCAGCAUCAGCCACAGCAACACCAGCAUCACCACCACCUUUCUGCUCCUCCCCCUCCUCUGAUGCCCAUGUCUCAGCCACAGUUCAGGCCUCAUGUACAGACUGCCCAGCCUCAGUCCAACAGCAGUCGGAUGCAGUGUACUCCACGUCAGGGGCUCCGGCAUAACACAGCAUCUCAGAAUAUAAGCAAACGGCCCAUGCAGCAGAUGCAACCCACUGCUCCCAGAAACAGUAAUCUUCGUGAACUCCCCAUAGCACCUUCACAUGUUUUGGAAAUGAGUGGUAAUCGCUGCUCCUCCACACCUGCAGCUCAGGUGAAGUCCAUUGCCAACACAUCCCCACCUUGUAGGGCUGUGGUGGCUUCCAGGAGCUCACAGGGAAAGACUGAUGCAAAAGCCAAACCACUUAGUCCUGGGGCUCAACCUAAGGAAGAAGCAAAAGCAGAAGCAGAGUUUCCUGAUGAAGAUGAAGAGACAAGGUUAUAUCGCUUAAAGAUAGAGGAGCAGAAGCGACUGAGAGAAGAAAUCCUAAAGCAGAAGGAGCUACGAAGGCAGCAGCAGGCUGGUGCCAGAAAGAAGGAAUUACUGGAAAGACUUGCACAGCAGCAACAGCAGCAGCAACAGCAGCAGCAGCAGCAGCAAAUCUAUGGCUCUCAGACCCCCAUGGAGCAAGAGGAACUGGCAGCUACACCAUCACCCACCAAUGGUAACCCACUGUUGCCCUUUCCAGGGACACAAUGCAGGCAGAAUGUGAAAACCAGACUUCUUGUCAAAAACCAAGAUGUCACGGCUGCUAAUGUUCAGCCCAAAGCGGUAAACUUUGUCCCGCCUGGUGCUAAUAUGCAGCAUCAAGGGCAACACUUGAGACCAUUGAAGCAUCUGCGACAGCUGCCACACAAAGUCCUCCAUGUCAAACCUAUGGAUAUGGAGGAGACCCCCCACUCCCCACAGGCAGCCAGAGUGACAUCCCUCCAGGGCCGGCCUCAGGACACCAAGCCAGGGGUGAAGAGGACUGUCAUGCACAGGGCCAACAGUGGAGGUGGUGGAGAUGGGCCACAUGUCAGCUCCAAGGUCAGGGUGAUUAAGUUGUCUGGAGGGGGAGGAGAGAGCGAUGGUUUUUCUCACACAGAAGGACAGCCCCAGCGGCUUCCACAGCCUCCGGACAUGAGACAGCAGCCUACCCGCAAGGUGACACUGACCAAGGGAGUUCCUCAGCAGCCCCAGCACCUUCCUGUGGGGCCCCACAUGUACCCGGCUAUUCCUCCAGGGAUCAAAAGCAUCCAGGGGAUUCACCCAGCCAAGAAGGCCAUCAUGCAUGGACGAGGCCGAGGAGUGGCAGGUCCCAUGGGCCGGGGACGACUAAUGCCAAAUAAGCAGAACCUUCGUGUGGUGGAAUGCAAGCCACAGCCCUGUGUGGUAUCCGUGGAAGGCCUGUCCUCAUCCACCACUGACGUCCAGCUGAAGAGCCUGCUGAUGUCCGUGGGGCCCAUCCAGAGUUUACAGAUGCUUCCCCAGCAACGGAAAGCCAUAGCAAAGUUCAAGGAGCCAGCCCACGCACUAGCAUUUCAGCAGAAAUUCCACAGGCACAUGAUUGAUCUGUCCCACAUAAAUGUGGCCCUGAUUGUGGAGUGAUCUUGAAUGGGAGAGUUUGACCUCAUGCUGCACACAGUGUGGAAUUUCUUCAAGGAAGCUGUAGGUCGGUGCAGGAUCCCCAGAAGUGCAGGUCUCUCCGGUCUGCAGUUUGCCAACUUGUCUGCGCACCAGCCAGCCACAGGGUGAUUCCAAAAGAGAGCUAUUUAAACUGGUGGACAUGGGAUUGGAGUCUGGUGUUAGAUUGUUUUGAAUUCUGUUGUCCACAAGAACUCUGUUCUCGUGUUCUUUUGUUUCCAAGUGCUUAUAAUGCAUGUAGACCUUGUUCUUCGUGAUCCUGCUGUGCGAUUGAUUGGUCACAGAGUUUUAAAUUCAGGAAAGAAUGUUACCAGCUCAAAUUCCAAGGAUUUUUUUUCCACAGCAAAGAAUAUUUGAUAAUGGUUGCACUUAUCUUCAAUACAGGCUAGAAAAGAGUUCUCAACCAGGCUUAACUGGAGUGGUCUCAGAAAGCCCUCACAGGCUCUGGUAAAACAUAGGUAAAAAUGGGUGAUUAUGAUUGACAUUCACCUGCCCUGGAAAGCCAGGGUGUGAGAUGGGUGUCUGGGAAUGGUGCCAUGGAAGUGGCAAUUCUGCUUCUUGUAAAUACCUCCAAAGUGCCACCUGUCUCAGCAGAAACUCUCAGAUGGGCACAGUGCUAGCUAGGCAAGCACAGGGCACUCCCGAGCCAGUGGCUCUGCCACCCUGCAGGAAGCCCUCUUGGCCUAGUUUCCUGGCAUAGGUUGAGGCACAGCUUGGAGGGUGGUCAGACCUGCUUGGGCUUCUGCUUUUUAAAUGGCCUAGCUCUGUGGCCUGUGCUGUCCUUGCUUUGAUUGCCUCACUUUCCUUCGGGGCUCUGAGUUCCCUUCGGGUUGCCCUUCUAUCACAUGUGCGAGGGAUGGAUUUCUCAGCCGGACUGAUGCUGCCCAAGACAAGUGUAUCUGUCCACAUUAGCCAUUUUGGUUGAUUCCAACAGGUGAGACUUGCUUUCUACAAAGCAUCCCUUGGAAGUCCAUGCUGGGUAGACAUUGAACACAGUGCCUUAUUAUGUUUCCCCCAUGAACAACGCUUCAGUGUUUGGGUCAUACUCUAGAAUGGACUGACACUAGGACACACUCAGGACUUUUUAGUUGCAUUUUAUACCUGUAAUUUUAUCUCACAUAUCUUAGUAGGAUGGAGGGAAACAGAAGUCUGUUGUCAUCUACUGUCGCUGGUUAAUAAAGAAGGAGUUAGCGCAGGACUCGAAGCAGCUGGCUUCCACAGCUGAAGUUUUUCCUUUAAGUUUUCAAUUAAGUUGCCAAUGUUAACAACUGGAGAAUGAUAUUUCCAGGCCCCAAGACACUUUGCAUAGGAUUGAUUCUGAGAUGACACCAUGUGCUGGCAAGGAGUACUGGGGGACACAGUUGUUGUUUGAGUUUCAGGCAGUUGAGCUGAGGCAUUCAUAGAAGACCUUGUGGUAUGGUGCCACCUCUGACCACAAAGCAUCUGCCUCAUCCCUGCUUGGUGCACGAAGGGCCAGCCCUGCAGGGGCUGUAUCCAGCUCGGCCCUAGCCCAUCCAAGUGCUAUCAGCUGGUCGCCCACUGUCACUCCCACUCAUUUCACCUGGACACAGGAAAUGUUGAUAGAUAUUUCGUUAAAUUGGUGAGUUUAGUAAUAUGUUAGCUCUUGUUGGACAAGAUAGACGCCAUGUAAGGGGUUGAGGGUUAGGACACAGUAAAAUGAAUUACAAUAAUUUCACUGCUUUUUCAAAUAGUUUUGAGUGCUGGGCCUUUAAAACCCAAUUAUGCAUUUUUGUCGGAAAAGUAGGCACUGAAGCAUUGAAGUCAGGUAAGGAAACAUCCUCAUCGAUACCACUGUUCACCGAGGGUCUCAGGGCCACUUUGAGUGUGAUGAGAUACCCAGGAGCUUGUGUGUCCUUAACUGUCUGCACAUGAGCUAGUUCUUUCUUAUUGCAGUGUCCUGUGAGACCGGCUCCAAGCACUGUUUAGAACAACUGCUCACUCUGACCUUGCUAUACAUCCACUUAAAGUGGAUCGUCAGACCUGGCAAGCCAGUCCUUAAGGCUUAGCUUCUGUGAAGGAAAGCACAGAAAGUGAAAGAAGCAGAAUUAGAAAGAGCGCUCCCCACUUGCAGUGCCCUUCUCACAGUGAAGUCAGACGCGGAAGAUCUGCUGCAACCAUUAUCUCUGUUCUUUGUGUAUCAUGCAUUUAAAAUGAGGUGGAGACGCAUUAGCAUACUGUGUAAAUAUGGACCUUUUCAGAGUAAAACGUUAAUGGAAAUGCUUUCAGCUCAAACAGCAACAUCUUAGCUAUUUGUUAGUUCUUGUUUGUUGUCUUAUCAAAGUUUAAUGGAGACACUUUCAUAAUUGUUGUUGUGUGUACAUUUGAUUUUCAUAAAGAUGGUAGUAAGUCAAUGCAUUAACCCUCAUCUGUGUAUUAUUUGUUCACAAGUUCCAGCAGGUUGAAGGAACGACUCUCACAUCUGUCCUGAGGUAGAGAGUAGGGGGAGGGGACAAGGUACUUCCCCUCUCUUCGCCUUGUUUAUUUUGUGCUGUAAUGACUGUGAGUUCACUUAGCUGCUUACCUGAACAUAAUCUUAUGUUGCCCUUGGCUUGGCCACAUUUGUUAAAUCCUUAUAUUGAUACUCUUCUUGAGGGGGAAAUCUCACCUUUUCUUUUUCAAAAGAGAUUCUGAAGCAACCCCCCACCCCACCCUGGCCCCCGCCCAAUCCAAAUAGGCAGCUUCUUGUGCAGGUCCUGUGCCCAUGGCUUGCUGUGGAGGAGUGUGGCUGGAUGGGGUGGGAGGUGGGUUUUCCAUAACCAUUUUCAUCUGGGUAGUUCUCAUGUGAUAUGCAACAGUCCAAGAUGAUUGUCUGAAUCAGGAUGGAGCUUAGGUCCUGCACCCAUUGGUCGUUCCCCCCAAACCCCCACCAAGCAGCAUUCUGCCUGAAGCAGGUAGAAGGCUCUGCUGCUCAUGGAAGCUGGUAGGGAACUUAAAAGGCAUGGGAGGGAGGACUGGACAGUGAUCCAGUGGGCAAGGAGAGUUUAUAGGCUGAAAUGUCAGUGAUGUACACUUCUGUUGGGACCCCAAUGGGUGGUCCUUCACUUAGGUGUAGAGCCCCACAGAUGGGUAUGCGAGGGAAUUCUCAGGGUAACAUAAGCUAGGUGAAGGGUCUUUUGUGGAGAACUAGGCUUAAGGACUGUCCCUGUCUUCUGUCUUGGUUUUUGUUUGUUCGUCUUCUAUUUCCUUGUGGCAUUAUUAGGAAGGUGAGCUUGAUGUAGACCAUUGACUGACGCUAGUCAAAGUGUAGGUCCUUGUGACAUAAGAACACUAGCCCAAGAGGUCCAUGCAGUAGUUAAAUAUUGGUUUUGGUCAUCAUUGGGUGCUCUGAGGGUCUUCUCUGUAUCCUCUAACCCAAGACAAAAUGCACGAGUCAGGAAGCACUUCCUUGUGCCAGAGCUGUGGGCCGCACUGGGGGCUCUGUUGCUUGCUGUUCCCCUUUCUGAGAAUCGGCUUUAAUUCCUACAUCUGCUGUUGGACCCAGCUCUGGCUUUGCAUCCUUACUCUCAUGCCCAGGUGCUUCAUUACUCAGAGAGGGAGACGAGGUCUAGGGCGUUAUACCUUGAUGUGCUCUGCAAAGAGGUAACUAACGGGACACAGGGUAGCCAAGAACAAAACCCCUCCCCACUAGAAGCCACUAGAAGUUUAGCUCAGUUAUGGGAGAGCCUUAGACACUUGACCAAGUUUAAUGAUUCUGCAAUGACAGCUGGGGUAUUUUAAAGUUUACGAUGAAGUGUUCCUUUUAUAGUCAUAUUUAAAUAUAAACUUAGAAAGGCAUUUAGCCUCGAUUUAUUGAAUCCUAAGGAUUUCAUGUAAGGUUUUUUGCAACCUGUUUAGUUUUUGUCAUUUAAAAUGCCUAACUUCUUAGGUACACAAACCCAUGGCUUUGUGUACUAGAACCAGAGCAAUCCACUGAUUCAUAUUGGAUCCCAGGUAUACCUCCUGCUGGUGCCAGGUGUCAUAGGGACACUUGUUAGGGACCUUGCCUGACUUUCCUGGAAACUGCUGACCGGUCAGCUGCCUCUUUCUGUCAUGUGUAGGUAGAGCGGGCUGGAAGAACAGGUACUUGCACGGAAAGAGCUCUUCCUUUCCCUUUAGACGUACAGUGGGAGAGGUUGUUAAGUGUUCUCGGUUCCGUUUACUGACUUUUCAAAGGUUUGUGGGAAAUGCAGGUGAUUUAGAGAGAACCUUGUCUAGUUUUUCCUACGAGUCAAUAGGCGGGAUGGACAGGUGCAUGUUGCUGUGUUUUGUGUGGGAGAGUGUAGUAUGCUCUAGGCCGCAGGACUUUUGGCUUUCUUACAUGACUUUCUGCUAAACUGCUUUUCAUUUUAAGGACACGUGCAGCGGAGGCUGGUUUGGGACUAACACAUUUUGCAUUUUGCAUUGUUGUCUUAGAGUGCACACAUUGUAGACUGAUGGUUGCACCCAGCCCACACUGACUGGCCGCUGAGGAGCAGAUAACACUUGUUCUUCACUUUUUACAGGUGUGGGAUCCUGACCUGAGCUGUGUCCUCUGUGAGGACUUCCUUCCCUGGCUUUAAUCCCCAUGUUUAAUUUUCAGGUGCAGCAGCGGUGCCACGUGCUUUCCUUUCACUGUUCUCUUCUCCCGUAUGCGGCCCACUCCCCUGCCCUGGCUGGGAUUCUGGUUCCCUCCUUGUGUUCUGCUUCUCUUCCGUCUUGUUGACACCUGAGGUGUUGUCACUGUUCCCCCAUCCAGCGAGUCUCUGUUUGCAUGUUCUUUCCCUUCACUUCUGUGGCUUCCAUACCUGCAGUGGCCACUGAUACUCACUUGAGUCAGGCUCCCUCUGGCAGGAGGGAGCAUUGUGGAUGUCUGCACCAGGGCCACUUGUGCAGUCUCUCUAACCCUUUUGCCUUGACAGGUCCUUUCCUUGGGAUUUGCUCCUCCAGAACCUGAAUGGGAGAGCUUGACCUUUUGCUUGUUAUUUUGCAGUUUGAUUCUGGGCCUGGAGAUGCUGCCAGUGCCUUCCAGCUGUGGUCUGCGUGUCAUUAACCAGCCCUCUCUGUUUUUGCCCCUCUACCUUUGCAGGACCCGGGGCAUGGGUCAGUGUUAGUGGUAGCGUGCUCUCAUUCGCUUGGAAGUGGUGGCCGUGUGGCCGUUACACUGCCCUUGCUGAUAUGGCCCUCGUCGUCGUGUAAUGUGUGUGCGCCUCCCUGCUGUGCAGGCAGCUUGGAGUGCAGGCUGUGUUGCUGGGAGUGCGAUGGCUGCUUAGAAACCACGAGACACCGCCUUGCUUUCCUCUGGCCUCACUGUUUCUGCCAGUCACGUGCUUUCCCGUGUGAGUGACACUGCCGUGCUUUACCCCCGUCACCCUUUGCGUUACUGCGUGGGAACUCUUGCAGGCUAUCUAUGUGAAGAAUAACUGUGAUGUAGAUGAAAAGAAAGAAAAUGUAUUGUUGUGUGUAUCAUUUAUGUGCUUUCAGAGCAAAAAAAAUGUGUUUCAGCUGUACUGUAACCAAGAAUUCUGUCAAUAAAAUAUUAGAGGUGUUCCUGGC